This is a messenger RNA of Cercospora beticola, 1060 nucleotides long. RefSeq lists its product as uncharacterized. The record is from RefSeq and is a predicted model, not a curated record. NCBI's taxonomy places the organism in Eukaryota, Fungi, Ascomycota, Dothideomycetes, Mycosphaerellales, Mycosphaerellaceae.
UACGUCGUGAAUCGUUCACAUGAACAGAGGGACAGGAUUAUAUGGUGGUGAUCUAGCCCCCCAAACCUUCUUCUCCAUUCAAUUGUCGAAGCAUUGGCAGUUAACAAAAGAUGAACUUCUUCACGACUCGUUUAGCUCCAUCCAACAAGGGCUUGAAGAUGAGUGAGAGAGAGUAUCAAACAAGAGACCCACCUCGGCCACCACCCGAAAAUGUUUUACAACUCUUCCAGCGCCUGCACCACGUUGAAGGCGACACUAUCAGGGUCUAUGCCUCUGAAGACGAUGCUGAGCCGAUCUUUGUGCAGGAAGGUCUGCUUCGGCUCGUCUUCCGUGGCUCGUUGUGGUUCAAGUUUACCAUAGCACAGAUGGAUCUCAAAUCGACUUCCAGAUUGGUCCUCUACACGCAACAGGAUGUGCUCGCAAUGUUCCUCUUUUGGGUCUUCCAUGCUCGAGUCCCAGGUUUGCAUGAGGUGGGCCAAUAUCCUAGCAUUCCUAGUCAGGACGACGAGGAUGACUACCAGACACUGCUUGUGCGAACCUGGGUUUUCGCAGAUUCCGUCGAGCUUCCAGGCCUCCAAAAUGCGCUGAUGACCAAGUUGUUCGACGCCUUCGACAAUCCGGCCAAGGACAUUACAGCAGAGACUCUUCAGAUAUGUCUACUAGCGUCCGAAGCUGGCACCAAGAUGCGAUGGGCACUGUUGCAGUACUUUCUAUGGUGCGAAGACCACAGUGAGCGGGACGACUGUGAACUUCAACAUCACGCGCGACUGCAACCGUACAUCGAUGUUGAAGGUGUCAAGGAGAUCGAAGCGGAUCUCGAAGAUGCGAGAACUGUACGCCGCGUCCUCGAUGCCCACCAGCGCAAGAAGCGCCCUGUCGCGAAGUCGUUCCUCGUGUUCGACCCACUGGCGUCAACGCGUGCUUGAGAGCAUGUGACCUGGACCAGACUUUGCGGCGACACUAUUCACCACAUCUAACACAAAAGCAGCAAACACUUUCCUUGUUUAUCUUAAGCCAACUCGACUGCUGAGACAAUUUCAUUUGCAUCAACACACCUCUG